Molecule: messenger RNA, 679 nt
Organism: Rotaria sordida
Lineage: Eukaryota; Metazoa; Rotifera; Eurotatoria; Philodinida; Philodinidae
Source: the annotation of a GenBank genome assembly
UUUAGAAAAUUUUAUUGAGCAUAUAAAUUAUUUACCAUUGAACAAUACUCAAAAUAGUAUUGAAAUAAAAAAUAAACGUUAUAAACUUAUACAAGAAGCAAAACGUACUUGGUUAAAUAUAUUUUUCAAUGUUUAUGAAUACAAACUACAAAAAUAUGAGCAACAAUAUGAAAAUGAAUUUAAAGAACUAGAAAUACAACUAUUCAAUAUUAAUAUUACAAACGAUGGCGUAUCUAUUUUGAAUAAAUUUAAAAAAUAUAUAACUUAUCGAACAAAUCGAUUAAAACAAGAUAUCUCUAAUAAAAUAUCAUCUUCUCGAGGUAUACUACUUCAAAAUCGUCACCGUUCAUCAUUAGCUAAAAAUAUGAUUGGUGUGUCACCUGAACCAUAUCUAGAUCUUAUUGACAAUCCAUUCAAUACAUUACAAUGGAAUCAACUUUCACUUGGUCCAUCUUAUAUAAGAUUAAAUCAAAGUGCUAUUCGUCCAGAAAAACAACAACUAAAAGAACUAGAAAAGGAACAUAAAGAGAUUUAUCAGAAAGUUGAAUUGAAUCUAAUUAAAAAUCAAGGUAUUCCAUUGACAGCACCAAUUUUCAAACGAUAUUCAACAAAUCUUCUUAAUUCUCUUCGUCAUUAUUAUUUGACUCCAUUAUCAUAUAAAGAUCAAAUAGAAGCUUAA